This is a messenger RNA of Lathyrus oleraceus (garden pea), 1705 nucleotides long. Its product is annotated as beta-glucuronosyltransferase GlcAT14A. Lineage: Eukaryota; Viridiplantae; Streptophyta; Magnoliopsida; Fabales; Fabaceae. Gene Ontology annotation, cellular component: membrane. The record is from RefSeq and is a predicted model, not a curated record. Gene Ontology annotation, molecular function: glucuronosyltransferase activity. The transcript is spliced from 4 exons. The coding region runs from base 187 to 1485 and encodes 432 amino acids.
UGCACAGAGUGCUUUUUGACAAUUAAUUAACACGAAAACAUCUUUACUAACCGCCGGAAAGCUGGAGAGAGAGAAAGAAGAAACACCGAUGGAUACGCAACACAACACAGUCUAUACGAUGAGAUCACACUUGAAGCUUUAGAACCAACCAACCAUAAACUAAAACAAAACAAAAACAUCCUCAAAAUGCAAAGCCCAGGAACAACACAACCUCCAUGGUCUUCUUCUUCACUCUCAUUUCUCUCAUCAACCUUAUUCAGAGACCGUAAACCAAAACCAAUCAUCUACACUUUCCUUGUCAUCUCUCUCUUCUCCAUCCUCCUAAUCCUCUAUCUUUCCUCUUCCUCCCCUUCCCAAACCCACACCCGACCCGACCCAUUUCUCUACCCGACUCACCAAACCCACCGCAUCAUCUUCGACCAAGAUAAAACCGCCCCUCCACCUCCUUCCAUAGCAUACCUCAUCUCCGGGUCAAAAGGUGAUUCGGGUCGGAUCUUACGGUUACUAUCUGCAACCUAUCACCCACUCAAUCACUACCUUCUUCACCUUGACCCUUCUGCCCCUCAUUCAGAUCGUGAAAAUUUGGCUCUUGUUCUUCAGUCUAAUCCCAUUUUCAAAGCUGCACAGAAUGUUCAUGUUAUGGGAAAACCUGAUUUUGCUUAUGCAAAAGGGUCUUCUCCGGUUUCCUUUACUCUUCAUGCUGCUUCCAUUUUGAUUCGUUUGUCUCUUAAUUGGGAUUGGUUUGUUAGCCUCAGUGCUGAUACUUACCCUCUUGUUACUCAAGAUGAUCUUCUCCACAUCCUGUCUUUUCUGCCUAAAGAUAUGAACUUUGUGAAUCAUUCAAGCUAUAUUGGGUGGAAAGAGUUGAAGAAGUUGAAACCCAUUAUUGUUGAUCCUGGUUUGUAUCUUUCUGAAGGGACUGAAAUGUUUUACGCUACUCAGAAAAGGGAACUCCCUAGUGCUUACCACUUGUUUACAGGUUCAUCUUUUUCUAUUUUAAGUCGUAAUUUUAUGGAGUUUUGCAUUUGGGGUGUAGACAACCUCCCAAGGAUUCUAUUGAUGUAUUUCUCAAACACACCAUCAUCGCUGUCCAACUAUUUCCCUACCGUUCUCUGCAAUUCUCGCCAGUUCAACAAAACUGUCAUAAAUCAGGACUUGUUAUAUGGUAUUUAUGACAGUCAUAAAAAUGAUCUUCGACCAUUGAACUCAACGGAUUUUGAUGACAUGAUUCGUAGUGGAGCCGCCUUUGCUAAAAAAUUCCAUCCAGAUGAUCCCAUGCUUGAUCUCAUCGACCAAAAAGUAUUGGACCGAAGUCCUGGAUCGGUUGUUCCUGGUGGUUGGUGUUUAGGUGAGCCUGGGAACAACACAUGUUUAACUUGGGGUGAUGCUAGUAUCUUGAGACCUGGUAUAGGUUCUCAACGGCUCGAGAAAGCAAUUGUUGAACUGUUGUCAAAUGGCACUUUCCGAUCUCGGCAGUGUAUAUAGGAAUGAUCUUUCUCUAGCAUGAUGUCAUGUCACACAAUGUAACAGAAUAGGAAAAGAAACUCAAAAGGAAAUGUAAGAAAUAUAAGAAUCAAUUGCUCUGUGUUUGGUGUAUUUAGCAGAAAUCUAGCAAGUUAGGUAUGAUUAUUAAAUGUAUUAGCACAAUUGAAGUUUUGCUAAUUCUGAUUGAUGUUUUAUAAUUUAAUGUGGGAUUGUGGUUGUC